Molecule: messenger RNA, 1073 nt
Organism: Paecilomyces variotii
Lineage: Eukaryota; Fungi; Ascomycota; Eurotiomycetes; Eurotiales; Thermoascaceae
Product: CTLH domain-containing protein
Exons: 4
Coding region: 134-943 (269 amino acids)
Biological process (GO): proteasome-mediated ubiquitin-dependent protein catabolic process
Cellular component (GO): nucleus; cytoplasm
Molecular function (GO): protein binding
Source: RefSeq, a predicted model, not a curated record
CCAGACCUUCGCCGCGAGACGAAUCCCUCCAUGGCUUCCGUCUCGUUGGCUAUGCUGCCUGCUCCUUCUUCUCAACACCGGAGAAUCCCUUAGAGCUCAGCUCUCUGAAUUCAUCUAGCCUUCGUUUCCCAUCAUGACGUCUGCCGACUUUAUGUCUCCCAGCUCCUCCGCUAACACGCCAACAUGGCACUCUUUCGAGCGCAAGGUCGACGAGGUCAGACCGUCCAAAACUGACAUCAACUACCUUGUCAUGGACUACCUCGUUACCAACGGCUAUCCCUCCGCUGCUAAGCGAUUUGCUGUUGAGGCCAACAUUCAACCUAGGCUGGAUGUUGAGUCAAUCCAGGAAAGAGUCGAGAUUCGCAGCGCGAUCCACUCUGGGGAUAUCCAAACAGCCAUCGAGAAAAUCAAUGAGCUCAAUCCUCAGAUCCUCGAUGAAAACCCUUCAUUGCACUUUUCGCUUCUCCGCUUGCAGCUAGUGGAGCUAAUCCGAAAGUGUACUACCUCUCCUAAUGGAGACAUCACCCCCGCUCUUGAUUUCGCAACUGCGGAACUUGCCCCGAGAGCUCCCACAAAUCCUCAGUUUCUUGAAGAUUUGGAGCGCACUUUGGCCUUGUUAAUAUUCCCAUCGGAGAACCUGGCCCCUCAGCUCUCUUCUCUGCUUCACCCUGAUUUGCGAAAAGACAUCGCAAACAAAGUGAAUGAAGCUAUCCUGCAAAGCCAAGGCGCUCGUAAAGAGGCCCGGCUGCGUAACCUUGUAAAAUUGCGUGCUUGGGCAGAACAGAAGGCCCGGGAAGCGAAGAAAGACCUUCCCGAGAAACUCGACCUAGGACUGGUACCUGAGAAGACUGCCAACGAUGGCAGUGGGCGUUCAAGCCACAACGGCAGCUCAAAUGAUGCAGUGAUGACUAACAAUGGAGAUCUCGAUGCGAUGAUCUCGUGAUCGCCGCUUGAAGCGGGAUCCUAUCCACAUGGCCGGUCUAUGGUUUUGUAUCAACUAUGGAUAGUAAUAAAUAAUUGAUAACUAUGAUGAAACCUCAUGAAUAUGAUUAUGACAUCUCUGCAAUCUUGCA